AUGCAGGUUUCACCUGCCUUUUGUACUUGGGCGGUGGUGGGGAAAGGGUCUGAAAAGACCGCUGCUGCUUUCUGGACCUCUGGAUACUUCAUUUACUACUUCGCGAAAGCGACCUUGCUUUUUCGAAAAGAGGAAGAUGUUGUGUCGCAUUCGUCAUUUAUCGACAGGAUCAAUGAAGUGAACCCUUCAUUGAACUGUGUGGUGGCCCAUCGAUUCGAGGAAGCUAAGAAAGAGGCACGGAAAGUCGACGAACUCAUCGAAUCCGGGCUUGUACCUGAAGAAAAGCUUGCCAAAGACAAACCCUUCUUAGGAGUUCCAUUUUCCACGAAAGACUGCAUUCCAAUCAAAGGCCUCAUCCACUCGUCCGGCCUAGUGAAACGCAAACACCUCAUCGCCUCCGAAGACGCUAAAGUAGUGGCGAGUCUGCGCGAAGCCGGCGCCAUCCCAUUAGCGCUCACCAACGUGUCGGAGCUGUGCAUGUGGUGGGAGAGCGCCAACAAUGUGCACGGCAGGACGAACAACCCUCCGAAAACCAAUUUGUACAAUCAGUUAGCGUUCAUGACACCCACUCCUUCAGAUUUGACAGCUGUGCGCAUUGAAGAACCUCAAUUCAACAAUACUGAAAUAGGGCCACCGAGUUUUAUAACAAACGAAGAAACCUAUGAAUCCAGAAAUGAUGAAGGAGAAUUCCCAGAUAAAACAAGAGAAGGAAUCGGAUCUGACAUUGGUGGCUCUAUCCGCAUGCCUUCCUUCUUCAAUGGAGUCUUUGGCCACAAACCGUCACCAGGAGUAGUGCCCAACCAUGGUCAGUACCCUGAACCACUCACAGAAGAACAGGCUCGGUUUUUGGGCCUGGGACCGAUUUGCAGACGGGCUGAGGAUUUGUUGCCCAUCAUGAAAGUUAUCGUUGAUGUUAAAAAAUUAAGAUGGUUUUAUCAAGAUACAGACAGCGGUUCAAUCUUCAUUUCGCCAGUUUCUGGAGAGAUUAGAGAAUUAUUCACCAAAAUUUCGAAGCAUUUGGAAAAGGCCUAUACAAUGAAGAUGACAAAGGUUAAUUACAAGAAAUUCUCAAAGAGCGCCCCAAUGUGGCUUGCCAACAUGAAAUCUCCAUGUGGACCCACGUUUCAAGAGCAACUAGCCAACCUCAACGGCUCAAUAAAUCCAUGGUGGGAAUUAGUCAAGUGGGUCCUCAGACUUUCAGAACACACAUUCAUCGGUAUUGUAACCUGCUUUGCGGAAAACUGGGGAACACAAUACGGAGACGAAAAAUACAAGUACCUCGUCGAGCAAAGGGAUGCUCUGAGAAGGGAGCUCACAGACUUGCUAGGAGAUGACGGGGUAUUCUUGUAUCCUACCCAUCCCACUAGCGCUCCAUACCACAACGAACCACUGGUGAAACCCUUCAACUUCAGUUACACGGCAGUGAUCAACGUCUUGGGCUUUCCCUCCACCCACUGUCCCAUGGGGCUGGAUAAAAAAGGGCUACCGAUAGGAGUGCAAGUUGUGGCGGCAGACGGUAAUGAUAGGUUAUGUUUGGCCGUGGCCAGGGAAAUUGAGAGGGCUUUCGGUGGUUGGGUGCCGCCAACUAUUGAAGCCUGAAGGAGAAUUAUUGUUUUUUAUAUAAAAUGCAUUCUCAGGUCAUAUUGAGAUUUCAGGCAUGUUUUUCUAGUGACGUGUUUUUUCCAUCGCGAAUACGCCGACGUUAUCACGCAUAUUGCGCUGUAUCUAAAAUGUUUACCAACAACAACAUGAUAGAUGAGUUUCCAUUGAAGAUUAACCAACAAGAAAGAACUCUUCUCUAUUGGGACAUGAAUUCAGGGUGGCCCAACGAAAACUUUACACCCCGACUUCAGGGCUUUAAAAUGGAAUUCCGGAAAAAUGCUCGACGAUUUCUGAUUCGUAACUUCAACCCCCUACCAGGGGAAGAACAACCCCCUGAUUUGGAAUGGGGAUGAGGAGGUACUCGAUACCUCAUUUUGAAGUAUCGAGUACUAUCCGACCCUCUAAUUUCGCGUCAAAAUUUUCAUCGAUAACGAAAUGAGAGAUAAGAUAGUGAAAGAGGCACUGUCUAAUU
Molecule: messenger RNA, 2074 nt
Organism: Phaedon cochleariae (mustard beetle)
Lineage: Eukaryota; Metazoa; Arthropoda; Insecta; Coleoptera; Chrysomelidae
Source: the annotation of a GenBank genome assembly